Molecule: messenger RNA, 9854 nt
Organism: Bursaphelenchus xylophilus (pine wood nematode)
Lineage: Eukaryota; Metazoa; Nematoda; Chromadorea; Rhabditida; Aphelenchoididae
Source: the annotation of a GenBank genome assembly
AUGGGGAGGCUAGGAGAAGGCUUAAUCACUAGGAAUAAUAAGAUUGGCCUGGUCUUAGGAUUGCGUAUCACCUUUUUAGAGGUAUUUUACAUGUACUCACAUCAAUAAUAUCUAGAUAAAAGCUACGGAUCUUUGUUUUUUUGCCACAAAUUUUUGUUUUUUAUAUGUUACAGUAACUCAGGGUAAAUAAAACUAACGUUAGUAAUAGCUAAAAUUGGUAACACUGCAAUUGCAGGUCUUGACCAAGUCUCCGCCGAGCCUUCGCCGAGCGUCCGCCGACCUUCCUAUGGAUUUGCCAGAUCCCGUAAGCACUUAGUAAAACCUUUUUUUAGGGGUAUCCAUGUGCUCUACGCCCAGUAUGGACCGAUUUUGUGUUGACCCGAACUGUCGGUCAGAGAGAAAAAAAUUUUUUGGUCCUAACUUUAGCAGUUCCAUGCGGAAACAUUUGAUUUUUUGUGGAAACAUUACCCUUUACGGUAGAAAUAGGUAUGAAACUUUUUGCGCCGAAAUUCGGCAAAAAGUCCUAAAAUUUCGCCGACUUUCGAUCUAAAAAUCUCGGUUGUUCCUGCAAAUUGCGAGCUAGGAUUCUCGUAUAUAUUUUAGAAAAAAAUAUUAUUCGAAAUUUGUGCCAAGCCUCAUCGAAAUCUGAGCGCCGCACUUGGGGGUACCUCCCUGGCGAGCGUCACUCUUGAGACACUAGCCUAGAAAAACACCUUCAAGGAAUGCCUCUUUUAUCUCGCAGACAAGUUAAUCAAAGUGUGUGUCAAGUCUGACCGUAGCCGGUGCAUGUGAUGGAGAGCAAAUGCACUUUUAGGGAAAUGUAAACAGCUGCUUAUAAUUAAAAAUUAUAAGCCGUUGUUUGCAUUUUCAUAAAAGUCCAGACUCCCAGAUCUCACGUUCACCGCUUUUUUUGUUCGUGACGUAUGCUCCGCGAAACAGCAGAUAAAAUUAGAAUUGAACAUGAAAUGAAGGAAACAACGGUGCGUACAGCGUCCUCAACAAAGCCCUCAACAACCUUUGAAGGCUUACAGACAUUCGGCGAGAGCGUAUUUUGCCCCAAAGUGGCUAUAAAGCAGGGUUAACCCGGUACAGAGUGUUGCACUCAACAGAGUGAGCGACAAGACAUUUCGCGGUGGAAAUAAGUUGGUUCGGAGAAAGCUCUUACCGUUUUGCACGCACCAGGCUAUAUAAGUGUUGCCUAGACAAGCCGUACAACGUCCGCUUGUGCCAGAAAACGUUUGAGAUGUCGGGGAAGAGAGGACGAAUUUGUUCAACUCGGGAGCCUUUCGGAGUUUGUGCUCCAUGAAGAAUGAGGACGAUUCUGCAGCUGAGUUUCGGUCUUUUUCUGUUAUUUUUGUGAUCCUUUGGUUUGAGUUACUUUAUUUUUUGUAUAUGUAACUAUUAGUUUCUGGGGAAAAUCAUGUGAAUUGGUGGGGCCUUAGAAUCGCUCAUUAUCGCCUUGCCACAGCUAGCCGCGGCUACCGAUUUGGUGUGCCGCUGCAACAAGAAGGGGUAAUUUUGAUGCGCCAGUCAUGAAAAUUUCUCCGACCAAUCCACAGAAUUUUCCAGACAGAAUGAUAGUAGAAAUCUAUCGGGAAAAUAAUGUGGACUCGAUGAAGUCGUAUAUCAUGGCUUGCGACGGCGAUACGAUUUGGCGAUUGCGACGAGGAGAGGAACCUUGCAGCGACAAACCCACAUUAUUUUUCCGACAGAUUGACAAUAUCAAUCUGUCGGAAAAACAAUGAGUAUAUUUUUGGCUGCGCCAACUGCGACACGGAAGUGAAAAAGCGAUGUGAUUUUGCCGCGACACAAUUCAUCUUCUCGGAGGCGAUGCGAUUUUCAAUGCGACAGAGUGCUCAUUAUUUUCCCGACAGACUGGUUAUAAAAUUCGUAUAUUUGUGUUAGAUGAAAGCUCAUAAAGUGCAUACAGAAAUAGCAAAACGGUGGUAAGUGUAGUAUUAUUGCUCAAAUUUAAUCAUGAUAUAAUACGUUUAAAGGGCUACUUCAUUUUUUUCGCCUUUCCCUUGCUAUCACUUUGUCGGGAACAUGGUGAGUGCAAUGUCAUUCGCUGACAUGCAAAAAAAUUUGAUUUUGCCGCGGCAGAAUUCGUCUUCUCGGCGACGAAUUUUCGAUGCGACGAAGUGGUCAUUAUUUUACCGACAGAAUGAUAAAAUUUAUUAGGGUUACAAAACUCUACGGUAAUCCUUCGAAGAAAAAAAAGCUCGUUAAAAGUGAAGCUCGUUUAAAGCUUGCUUUGGCCGGGCCGGUAUUAUAAGCCAAGCCCGACCCGUGAGUCAGGGGUGUAAUUGCAAAAAUGACCUUGGUCCCCCCUUACCAUUUUUUAAAAUUCUUUUGACCUAUUCUGGGAUUAGCCCUCCUCCCUCCCACCCUCUCGCUACACCUCCACCGAGAGCCAUGUUUGUGUCGCGCUAUGCGAAAACCCGCCAAAAUCCUACAGUAAGUCGCGAAUUGGUUACUCAACAGACCAUUCGGGCUAAAAGGGCAAGUCAAUAUGUUUUCCCUGUGGAGUAUAUAUAAUAGUGCAUCUCCGCACAAACUUAUCUUUUUCCGUGCGAAGUUCGGAGGAGAGAUACGACCGAAAAUCGGUUCUUUUUUGUCUUCACGCCCGCCUCUCUUUCGUUUUUGUCGACGCCCAUCGUCAGGAUCGUUUAAUAGUGCACACUCGGUUACGGUCGUCAAGGAUCGAAGCGCGGUCUUGGUGGAUCAUGAGCAUAAUUUUGGGGAGGUUUACAACUGCUACUACAUAUAUUCUAUGUAACGUUUUCUUUUUAUAUUGCCCCAAAAACAUCCCGCGAGCUGCUCAGCUGUUCAUUUGGAUCCGAUUUUGCAACCGAGCCCUCUUAGAUUUGUUACAUAGCCUGCCACGUAGAUUACAAGUAUUAUUUCCGCCAACGUCCGUAUACGAUCCCUACUACUACAAAUUGUGUCUUGGCCGCUGAAAUUCGUUCUAUUUUGUGCUUUGACUCCGCUCUUCGGUCUGCUCUAUGCAUACAUCGCUGCGGACGCUCUAUGAACCGGGCCUGGUGGCAUGAUACAUACUACAUGUUUCCAUGGCAUUCAUUAUUUUCGGGGGGUUCAUUUUUGGUUAGUGUACCCCUUUUUUAGCGCGAAUUGGAGUGCAGCGUAAUUGUAGGUUCGUAGCGGGUUGCAAUAGUACGAUCUGAAAACAAGCGCGGGACUUCAAGUUGCUAUCGCGUGAACCCUUUUUUGUACGUAUCACAGGCAGUAUAUAAGCGAAAUUUUGGGUUGGGAUCCGCUUGUGAGCCGAUUCUGGCAAGAAAUUUGCGUUUUAAUUGUAGUCCUUGAUAAACACGCUUUCCUUAUGUGACGCGCGCAUCGCGCGUUGCCAUAAUGUGGAAACGUAAGCAAACCAAAUCGUUAAUUUCGCUAACAGGGGAAGUACCCCAAGUGCGACGCUCAGAACUUUGGCACAACUUCAGAUAAAUUUUUUCCAAAAAAUAUGCAGUUUUUUACGAAUUUUUGACACAAAAGUUUCCGUCCCUAUUUCUACCGUAGUUCUCAUCAAAAAUUAAUCUUUUUACACGGCCUGACAAGGUAUGGCCGGCGUCGCGACACUUGCUGGCAACCCUUAGCGGGCAGCCCACAUUUUUUUGAUUAGAACUGCGAUUUCCCUCCCGUAAUCUGCGCAGUGUGUUAGAAAAUUUACAUUGACACCUCCCCAGUACUGAUAAGUACACGAGUCUAUUGAAUCCAUCCACCGCUUUUAAAGUUAUGGUAGUUUGUUCAGAAAAACGGUUGUUAAACCUGUAAGAAUGCCUGGUUAACAUUAUGGUGACUAUUCAAGCCACUUAUAUACAUACACCUGCAAUUUAAAAGACGAUUUUUGGCUCGCUGCGUCAGCGGUGGACAUAGGAAAAAAUCGAUUUUGAGUUUUUUGCAUAAAAAUGACCGUCGACAUGUGCGAAGGAAAAGCGAACAACAGUUUUUCUUAGUUCUGCCCGGAAGGCAUAAAUUUGCUUAAAUUUGUCUUUUUUGGAAUUUUCGACCUGGCGACGUCAUAGAAAGAGCAAAUCACCCAAAAUUUUGCUUGUAUACGUUUUCGACCUUUGGGAAUUCAUUUUUUUGAAAAUUAAGUCUCUCAGAUUACUGUAACAUAGGGAUAUUGUAAUCUGUAUAACUCCUUCGUAUCAAAAAUCCCACAGGAUUUUAUUUCAGAUUCGGAAUCAGCAUAAAAUUCUGCAUAUUAUACACAUAAUGUGCGGUCAUAACUCCAGGGGGGAGAUCGCGUAGUAUAUUGGAUUUUGGCAAAAAUUACGUUUGAAAGGUCGCGGGUUCGAUCCCCGCUUGGUGCAAAUAUUGAAAACACGGCGGAAAUCGCGUUUAAUGGACACCUAAGGGUUAUAUGAGACACACUAAGCAAUUUUAAACAUUAAUGCAUUUCUAAUUGUGAUUAAAACUGAUUUUAUAUAAUUUUUGGAGACUGAAUAUGCAAAAAAUAAAACUGCUUCAAACCGCGGGUCCAUUACGGGCUGACGCAGCGAGCCAAAAAUCGUCUUUUAAAUCGGCAACAUCGAAGGAUAAAUCGCUAGAAUUUCCCAAAUUUUUUGCUAGGUGACCACUCUCCACUUUUCGCGUAUUUUCUUGGCCACAAAGAUUGUUGAAUAUCUGGGAUGCGACUGCAAAGCGCCAGCUAAAAUUUUCAGUGAUUGAUAAGUGGUCCAUGCCUGAUGUUUUUGCAUGCGAAAAAAUUUUUAAAAAAUCUGAGCGUCGCACUUAUAGUACUUCUCUCAUGAGUCCAAAUUCUCGAUUUCUUUGCGAGUACGAAAUUAAAGGGCUCCGGUUUUGUGCCUUGGCGGAAGAGCUUCGGGUUUGUGCCUCGGCGGAUAUGGCAAACACUUUAUUAUCAAAUCAUUGUAUACAGUGGCGGUCAAAAAAAACGGCCACCCCAAGAUGAUGCGCUCUAACGCAGAAGAGAGUGGUCGUAGGAAGAUAAAUAUGGUAUCAUUGUAAAGCUUAUGGAAUACUAAGACGUGCGACUAUACGCUUGUGGUACUGUAGUGCUGGCCUAGCAGGUACUGGGGCAAUAUGUUCUUUUGGCCUGGUCAAAAAAAAUGGCCACCCAUAAUUAUUUUGCUUUAAACGCGGUGUAUGUUAGAAAUUGCCGCCAUAUGGGACUGAACUAGGAUAGCUAUAUCAAUACACACCAAUUCCAGUAUUUUUUACUUUGUACAUAUGCCCUCAGGCAUCAGUCAAGGUUGAUGACCUUGUUCAUGGUUAAGGCCCGGCCAAAUUUUUUUUUGGGUUUGUGCCGUUGUUUUGAUAACCCGAAGCAAUACUGUAGACGGUAUUGAUCGUAUUCGUGUGUAAGACUGCCCACUUUUGCCAAAAUUGCGCUUCUUUUGAUAAGAAAACUCAAAAAAUGAAAUAUUUUGACCUAAUUUUCUCCAAAAAUCCGUUUUGGUGGUCGCUAAACAAUGAAUGUAGAACCUUAAACAGGUUUUAUUUGUACAAGAACAUCAUGGACAUUUGUUUUAACACGGCACCGAUUAAAGGAACGACCGCCCGAAACGACAGAUACCGUUUUGUUACAGUUUUCGACUUCAGGAAAUAGUAUCUUCCUACGACCACUCUCUUCUGCGUUAGAGCGCAUCAUCUUGGGGUGGCCGUUUUUUUUGACCGCCACUGUAACAUUUUAGUCUUCUGAAACAACGGAAAAAUAAAACCGCAUAAAUUUGUAAAGUCUGAACAUUUCUUGCGGAGUUGAAUUUGCCGAAAAUCUGACGUCAAGGUCAAAAAGACACCAUUAAUUAGGCGCUCGCACUUUGACAUUCGGCAAUUUUACUAAAGAGUCAAUUUUAGGCCAACACUUGCGUCAAAAAACCCCGAUUGCAACAGGCAGAUUUGCUUGUUUCUUGUGAUCUUUUGCAGAAAAGUUCAGCUGAAUGUCUUAGCAAAGGGCGUGGUUUAAAUUUGCCUCAAAUUUGGUCAAAAACUGGCGGACUUUGCACGCGAAGGAAAGUUUUUCCUCAAUUUUGUCGCGUCUGCCACGUAAAUUUAGCUGUCCACCCACAUGUCUCUCUCACAGACGGAACGAAAACCACACUUUUUCGAACACACCACUCGAAUGAACCCUUCCUUACCUGUGUUUCCGAACUCCAAUUCCAUUUUUCGACAAACACUCGAGGAAUUUCCCCAGUUUUCGUCGUUUUCGCGUUUUUAUCAAAUCUUAAUCAUUGACCAAGCUGUCUCUUGCAGUGUUGCGGUUUAAAUAUGCGGGAAGAGGUGAGUAUUAUAAUCAAGGAUUAUGUUCAUGAUGGCUUCAACACGAAUUGUUGUUGUAUCUGUGGAGCCGAAGCGUUUGGGCUGCAUUUCGGCGUUAUGGCGUGUAGAGCCUGUAAGUCAAAAUUUUUUUUAGUUUUCAGCUUUUUGGGACUUAAGAAAGGAAUCUCGGUGUUUACCUCAAAAAUAAAGGCGUAUAUUCCGCAUGCUUAGUGCUCAUUAUUUUUGCUAGAUUAAGACCUACCCUAUUUUAAACCUGUCUACAAUAAUUUCAUACCCCACAAUAGCCAAUUUUAGACCAAAAUGGUGAUUUUUGCACAACAGGGGCCUCCGAGAGUGACGGACCUGAUCCAGUACCAAAAACGUACCAUUUUGCAUCCGGGAAGUAUCAAAAAAUAUAGCAAAAUGUCUUCUCCAACAAAAAAACUCCGCUUUGAAGAUGCAAAGGGUAAAAUUCACAGUGCUGAAAGCUUUCGAAAAAAGUCUACGCACGCUUGAAAAAAUCUUGAAAAACAAUACAACAAAAUUUUUUGGUCCUUUGCAAAGCUGUAAAGUCGUAGUACACUUGCCGUCCCCUAAAUAUAUGCUAGACUUUUCAGGCGCCGCAUUUUUUCGCAGGUCUGUUGCGAUGGGAAAGACCUACAAGUGCAAACAGAAGCAAAACUGCCCAAUUCACAAAGGUAGGGUCAUUUAUAUGCAUGCUGUGUAAAAACCAUAACCAACAUCUUUAUCAACCGAGCCUCAUUGCAUAACUGUCGCUUUGUUUCAGACUCUCGGAACAUGUGUCGGGCGUGUCGUUACAGGAAGUGUGAGAAGCUUGGAAUGAAAAAAGACAGUAGGUUGCCAACACCACUUUUUCCGGAUUUAGAUGCCGAUUGUAAUACACGAAUAAUAGAUAUAGAGCUCAAAAUUUGGGGCCCAUAUUUUAAUGAAAGCACAAAUUUAGACGAGAUAUUUUAAUUUUUUGUCUGUAGACACGAUAUAUAAAAAGUUCACAAAAUACGUUGGGUUGAUGUGUAUUGUGAUUUUUUCCGAGCGAAAUUAACCGAGAUCUAUAAAAAAUUUUCACAUUUUUUGUCCAAGUGCUUUCUGAAUUUUGACCGUUUCCCUUGUCAAUCCCUCCCUUCAGAUAUCCAAUUCUACCGCGAGCCCUUUGGCCAACGUCGACUCAAACCGAGGCCGACUCAAGACACGGAGCAAACCGCUCUUAUGUCAAUGGAAAUGCUGAUUGAAGAACCCCGUCCUACCACUUCGAACCAGAGUCUGCUCAGCAAAAUGGCGGAGGGAUAUCGGACGUUUCACGCGAAUCAGAAGUCGCUCUUCUUCGCCCUGUACCCAGAGACAAUGUUCGAGGAUCCGAACACCGUGUGGAGGGAGGUCCCAAUCGUUGAGCAUGUGAGAUUCGAGAGAUCGAGUAUUCCGUUGCUGCUGACCAUGCUGAAAGAGUAUUUCCCGCCGUUCUCGGAAUUCUCCAAACCUCAAAUGGUAAGGGGAAAUUUUCAUGAUGAUUUAUGCUAAUUACAACAAGGACUAGAUGGAUUCUGGAUGCAAUAAAGUGCAUCGUUCAGCGGCCGUUAGAUCAGUAGAAAAACCACUGUCAGUCUGUCGGAAACAUAAUGAGCACUCUGUCGCAACGAAAAUCGCAUCGCCGCCGAGAAAAUGAGUUGUUUCGCGGCUGAAUCAAAUGGCUUUUCAAGUAUGCAACGCCAUUGGCGCAGCGAAAUUACGCUCAUUUUCCCGACAUAGUGGUCAAAAAAAAAGUGUGCAAAAAAGCUGAAAUUUCCUCUAAAGGUUUACUUCUUGUGACUGUCACAUUGCAGAAGGCUAUUUUUGGCUAGAGAUGAAAAAUGAUGCAUUUUGCACCAUUCAGGAUGUAGUUGGAUACCUUUUUUCGUCAUCUGGUCAAAAGUAAUUUCAUUUUGCCGCGACACAAUUUAUUUUCUCGGCGAUGCGAUUUUCGAUGCGACAGAACCCUCAUUAUUUUCCUGAGAGACGUAUAUUCAAGCUAUUCAAUCGACCUUUUCAGGCCGACACCCUGCGACACUUUAGUUUCUUUUUUGGCCGAGUAGACCAAGCCUACUGGACUUCACAAUACUUCCCGGACCUCGCCGACAAACGGAUUGUUCUUCAUUUUGGUCAGUACGUGAACGUUGAGAAUAUGGAGAGGUUCUACAAGGACGACAAGAACCCGAAACAAUCUGAGCGGUGAGUUUAGUGAGACUUCUUCCUGAAAUUUUCUGUUUUUUUUUGAGUCAGUCUGUCGGGAAAAUAAUGAGCACUCUGUUGCAUCGACGAUCGCACCGAGGCCGAGAAAAUGAAUUGUGUCGCGACCAAAUCAAAUUGAUUUUCACUUCAGCGACGCAAUUCUUAAACAGAUCACACAUUAUUUUCCCGACAGGCUGACUGUCCAGAGGCCCGGGGGACAACCACACGAUAAGACGAGAAGCUCGAGUUCAAGUGAUUUAUCGAGUGAAAAGCGGCCCUUAUAUAGAGAAAUCCCACGUAGGAAAGUACAAUCAAAUUUGAAUAAUAAAUGAUGAUUUCCGUGGGAAUUCGGGCUCGAAGUUCGGUCGUUCCGCCUCACACUGAUAAUCUUAUUUUUUCAGUUUCUUCAUGCCAAUCACGAAACGCUGCGUUGCCUACACCCAGAAAUACAAAGCCCUCCAGGUGGAUCUUGUUGAAACCGCCGGAAUUGUGGGCGCCGCGUUGUGGCGGGAGGCCAUGCUUCAUGCCGAUUUCGAGAUUUCGCUCGCGCCGCUGCAACAACUUCUUCGCGAACUGCAUGAAUAUUGCCGGAAGACCUAUCCGAACAACGAGUCGCGGUUUGGCAUUCUAAUGCUCAUGCUGAGGGAUGUUGAGGUAAGGGAUUUAACAUGGCGUGCUUGAAGUGCAUUUUGCUGAUAUCUUUCCUGCACAUGGGCAUUUAGUUCCCGGAAAUUUUAGCACGCCCUUCGCAAAGAAGCUGGGAAUUUGUCGACUACUUUACCCUCAGCGACUUUGCGGACGGGCUGAUAUCAUUGCACAUCAACCUGAGAUAAGCUAGAACGGUCCCAUGAAUGGAUGGGCCAAUUCGCCAACAAAAGAAAAACUUUAGUUGGGGAAGAAAUGGGGAAUUUUAAGGGGCGAGAGAGCAGGUUUUUGCGCGUCUUUUCUCUGUCUUCUCUGUGAAAUGAAGAAGAAGUGUAAGAAACCGAUACCGAAGAGUCUAUUCUGGGCACCGGACUCCGCAAUUUGACGUGCAUUUCGCGGAAAAGACUGAUUUUUAAUGACAAUGUUGUGCGUCACAUGCAAACCAAAACGUUUUCAGACUUACCAAUCCUCAAAAAUGUGCCGAACGUUCUCCUUUUUUUGUGCGCAUUAUUUUCCCGACAGAUUGAUAGUACUCUCUGUGCUAUCAAAAGAUCUAAACUCACGGAAGACAAAGUGUCGCACAUUGAACGUUCUUCUGUUAUGCACAACAAACGAUUGAAAUUUCCAAGUUUCAGGAGCUCAUUCUCACCCUGCAAGAAGCCGUAACGAUCGGACGCCUCUCCAACGACCAUUAUCGUCAUGCGUUGGAGGACAUACAAAUGGUACGUAGUGUCAAGUCGUAA